UGUCUGUAUGCCUGUUACAAACUAAUUAUGCAGUUUCAUGAAAACAUUAUUGAAUAUCAGACCGUAUCCCUUUAACUUAAUUAGAAAGAUAAUCUGGCAGUGCUUUCCGAUAGUGAACAAUCUUUCUACACGAUUAACACAGCAUCUCGCGAUGGCAAUGGCAAGACUGAUGUACUUUUAUAAGUCUCAUGCAUUUAGUAAAAUAUUGCUGUUUAUAUUCUGGAAUAAAGAUGUACAUUGUUGUGUAAAGACCUAUAUUUCUGAAAUGAAUACAUGUUGGUUCUUUUUCUGAAAAAAAAAAACAACUACAAUAAAAGAAUAAACAAAAAUCUACAAUAAAAGAAUAAACAAAUAAAAAAAAAUGGAGAAAUUGAAAUUAUACGGCUACUGUUUAUUAGAAUAUUUUUGUAUUUCGAACAAUGGUUUUUGUGGAAAAAAUGAAAUUAAAAAACAACUGAGGAUAUACAGUUAGAAAUAUUCUGGAAUAAAGAGAAUCUUCGUGUUUUUUUUUUCAGAUUUCUAUCAAACCAUUCAGUGAGAUAAAAAAGGAAGUAAAACUGAAAAGAAAUUGAAAUUAAACAUAUACUGUUUAUCUACAUGAUUUAUUAUUUCAACGGAGGAUAUUUGAUUGGAUCAAAUAAACGGAAGAAUAAGAAGAUUGUAAUAAUAAAUUUUAGUAAAAGUGACUAAGAAUUGUCGGUGUGGUAAAUUGACAUCGGUUUAAAGUUUCCAACCCGCGGACAAAGAGAUCAUGGAACACAAUUCUCUAAUUUUGUUUCAUAGUACCUUUAAAUACGUGUGUUUAAAGUAUUAUGUACUUCACAGACUUAUUCUUAUCCAUGUUAUUAUUAUUCUAUGUAUAUGCAAGUGUGAUUGUUCGAUUAAUAUUUCAGACUUUACCAAAAUCAAGCAGGAAUCAAAUUUAGUGACAUCAUAUCCGGUGAAAUUCAGUAGAAGUAUACUGGAGUGUUCGCAGUAUUGCGCGUCUACAGGGAGUUGCUGUGGUUUUAAUUAUCAAAGAAUGCAAAAGACAUGUGUUUGUUUAUAUGAAUUGGAUUUCACUAACCCCUAUUUCGAAAUGAAAACGAAUACAGCCGUAUACCUACAUAAAAGUUGUGAAUAUAUGUAUGAGAAUCCACCACAAGCCUCAUCCUCUCCCUCUAGCUCUACUCCACAUGCGCCCACACCAAACCCAGGACAGGACAGUUCAGAAAGUGAUGAAUAAUAUAUUGUACUUUUAUCAGAUUUCAAGUACUACAACAUCCACUUCUACGACAACAACUACACAUGUUGCUACAACAACAACUUCAGACGCUCCAACAACAACAACUACAAACGCUCCGACAACAACAACAACAACAACCACCACAGACGUUCCUACAACAACAACUACAACUACAAACGCUCCUAAGACAAUAACCACUACAGACGUUCCUACAACAACAACCACUACAAACGCUCCUACGACAACUACAAACGCUCCGACAACAACAACAACUACUACUACUACUACAAACGACGCUCCAACAACAACAACUACGAACGUGCCAACAACUACAAUCGCUGCUACGACAACAACCACUACAAAGGCUCCUACGACGACAACAACAACAACAACAACAAUCGCUACUACCUCAGCCAAGAGCUCAUCAUGUGUCGCAGACGCAUUGUUGUGUCUUACAGAUGUAAUAUAUUUAUUCAGUGAUGACAAUGUUUACACGUAUGAUGCUAUCAGUGACGUCACUUCCGGUCCAAAAACUACACAGAAAAUCUCUACAUUAUUCCAGUCAACCAGCAAUAAAGUCAUAGCCUCGUUUGCGGAUUCGGAUACUAUAUAUCUCUUCAAAGAUAAUAAUGAAGUACAUUCGUACUCUUCAACAAGUUUCAUCUUUAAAGAAACACAGACUUGGUCUGAACAUUUUGGAACUGACGUCAUCACUUCCAUUGAUGACGUCAUUUACACGUCAUCAAAUGAUAAAUAUGUGAUAAGUGGUGACGAUUUAUAUACGAUAUCUAAUAGUGGCAAAGUGAGUUCUUCAAGUCUGGAUAAUAAUGGCAAUAAAAAUAUUUACAAAAGCAACAAUUUUAAAGAUAGACCAUUGUUAGUAUCUGGAGCAUGUGAGGUGGAUACGGAUAAUCAUGCAUUUACAGACGACACAUCAUUGUUUAUAUUUAACUUUAACAACAAGCGUUGGACAAAUGAUGGCAAUGUAGUAUGCUGAAGGAAAUACAUGUGGUAAAAAAAAUAUGUGGAAAAUAUUUCAAUGGUAAGAAUCUUUGGCUAGCUGUUUGUAUAGUUUUAUUGUACAUUGUACAUUUUAUAUGAGCAUAUGACUGUCCAAGUUGUGAGCUAGAUAUUUGUGGUAUGAAUGGAGAAACUCUGUGAAAAGUUAUAUUUAGAUCUAGAUCUAUGUGCAAAUUGAAAAAAUAGAAGUUUUCGUAAGAUGCGUCUACGACAAAAUUUUAUAGGCAAAAAUCAUUACUUUUGGACAAUCUGAAUGCCACAUUGCCUGAAAUCAGUUAAAUCCCGGCAAGGAAGCUUUUCCUUCAAUAGCUAUAGUAGAAACCCUAGAUUCUUCUGGACGAAUUUCAAAAUAAAUUUGCAGAAACGUGCCUUAGAUGACCUGGUACAAAUUCCUUCACACCUCGCUUCGAAACGUCGCCAACAGAGGGCGGUGCAGACUGUCUGUUUAGUGAACACUUUAAUUAAAACCGCUAUGGUACUUACAGGAUUUCUUAUCUUUGGAUACAGCAGUACUCAAAGAAUAGAUGUUAAGAUUUGAAAACUGAUCUUUGCAUUAUGGUUUUUGUGAUAUUUGACCAGAAUUAUAUUUGAAAAAAAAAUUGUUUUAAUGAAUAUCGAUGUACAUGUAUAUAUAUAUGGUAUUGUCACAACUCAAAUGGUGGUUGCAUUUUUGUUUAACCAACACUUGAAGAUGUUUUUCCAUCUACACGAAUUUGUUAAAGGUAUAUCGCCAGAUUUCAAAAACAGUCAGACAACCUGUUUUGAAAUGCCGUAGAAUGGUUUAAACUUGUUUUGAAAUGCUGUAGAAUGGUAAAAACUGGUUUGAAAAUGCCGUAAAAUGGUUUUAACUUGUUUUGAAAUGCCGUAGAAAGGUUUAAUCUUGCAUAAAAUAUUAAUGAAAGCCGGCGUGAUGGCUUUAUUUAAAAUGUAUGAUAUAAUGACAGCGAAUAUAUAAAUAUUGUUACAUAGUUAUAUUUAAUCCAUAAAUUUAUAAUUCAACUAAAACGUCAAUAGUUACCAUAUUUUGGACAGGAUACUAGCUAGAAUGAUGUGAUAAUUUUGACAGUCAUGUUUAAUGAAUGGUAUGAAAUUAUAUGUGUAAGCAAAGACAGUUUCUGAGCUGAGAAAGCAAAAUAAGUUAUAUAGAUAAUGCUGUCAUUUUUAGUGCAUGAAUAUUUACACAAAAUAUAUGAAAAGGAAUACAUUUUAAUUAAGAAAUAAUUAAUAGCAAAAGAGUGCUUUAACACUAUUUAUGCACGAUGGGUGGUUAUACGGCGGGCAUAAUUAUUUCACGAGGACCUCGUGAAAUUAUUUGUACGACGUAUUAACAUAAAGUGUAUGAAUAGUGUUAAACAUGGUUGUGCUAUAAAUUAUUUCGAUUCUAAUACGCCCUUAAUCUAAAACAGUAGAUAAAAUAUGGAAGCGCUCUUUCUUGGUCGCAACAAAAACGUUGACGUCACCGCACGUUAACGUGACGCCAUUCUAGCGUAAGAGUGUUUUACCAGAGACAAGCGUAUUAGAGUGAGUGAGUGAGUUGGGUUUUAUGGCGAAUCGACACAAAACGGUAAUUUAUCUCAUAUGUAAGUGAAUGAAAUGUGAUUAAGUAGUAUAUAAUGAUAUGGUGUGGCAGUUUUCACAACAUAAUAAAAAUGCACGAAUUUAGUCAUUGAAAAAGCAGUAUAAAAUUAUAUAAAUAAAUGUGAUGUUAUUAAUGAAUAUUUUAAAAAAAUAAGUAAUAUACAAUCAUAUGGCGUGAUGUAUCAAUGAAUAUUUUUUUGAAAUUUAAGUUAUAUACAAUGAUGUGAUGUGAUGUUUCAAUGAAUAUUUAUGAAAAUAUUAAACAGUAUAUUAUGAUAUGGUGUCAUGUUUCAAUGAAUAAAUUAAAAAAAGGCAAUAAACAAGCAUAUGGCGUGAUGUAUCAGUCAAUAUUUUUUAAAAUUGACGUUAUAUUCAAUGAUAUUAUGUGAUGUAUCAAUAAAUAUUUUGAAUAUUUAAGCCAUAUACAUUGAUUUGAUGUGAUAUGUCAAUGAAUAUUUUGAAUAUUUAAGCAAUAUACAUUGAUAUGUUGUGAUGUUUCAAUGAAUAUUUAAGAAAAUUUAGGCAAUUUACUAUGAUAUGAUGUGAUGUAUCAAUGAAUACUUCAGAAAAAUUAAACAACACAAUGAUAUGGCGUGAUGUUUCAAUGAAUAUAUUUGAAAAUUUAAGCAAUAUAUACAAUGAUAUGGCGUGAUGUAUCAAUUAAUAUUUUUUUUUAAAUUGAAGUUAUAUACAAUGGUAUUUUGUGAUGUAUCAAUGAAUAUUUUGAAUAUUUAAGCAAUAUACAAUGAUAUGAAGUGAUGUUUGUAACGUAGUCGAUCCAUAACAACAACACAUGCUGAACUAUUUUUGAUGUUUAUUUACACAGUAGAAUAUUUAAUAACUUAAUUUUAAUAUCUACGAGACCCAUUUCCUAGGUAUUUGCCUCGGACAAUCGGUCCACACCAGGACUGCCCUUGACCCUUUUUCUUUCUAUAUACUAAUUAUCUAAAACAAUAUAUAGCCAUCUCCUAACAUCAGUUAUAUGCGUUUUCUGACAACUUGACGUAUACAUCGUGUGGGUUUGAUAUAAUAAACUAUUACAUAAAUGCAUCAGCAAUAUAUCAACUUGACAGAUAUGGACUGGUGAUAUGUCCAAGGCUAAUGUACUUUCUUACCUUACAUAAAACUUUUGAUUAUUUUACAUGUUUCAAUGAAUAUUUUAAAUAUUUUAGCAAUAUAUAUUGAUGUGAUGUGUCAAUGAAUAUUUAUGAAAAUGUAAGCAAUAUACAAUGAUAUGAUUUGAUAUGAUGUGAUGUAUCAAUGCAUAUUUUUGAAAGGUUAAACAAUAUACAAUGAUAUGAUGUGAUGUUCCAAUGAAUAUAUUUGAAAAUUUAAGCAAUAUACUAUCAUAUGGUGUGAUGUUUCAAUGAAUAUUUAUGAAAAUGUUAGUAAUGUAUAAAAUGAUAUGGCGUGAUGUAUCGAUUAAUAUUUUUAAAAGUUAAGCAAUAUACAAUGAUAUUUUGUGAUGUAUCAAUGAAUAUUUUGAAUAUUUAAGCAAUGUACAUUGAUAUCAUGUGAUGUGUUAAUGACUAUUUUGAAUAUUUAAGCAGCAUACCAUGAUAGGUAUCAAUGAAUAUAUUUGAAACUUUAAGCAACAUACAAUGAUGUGAUGUAUCAUAAACAAUUUUGAAUAUUUAAGCAAUGUACAUUGAUAUGAUGUGAUGUGUUAAUGACUAUUUUGAAUAUUUAAGCAACAUACCAUGAUAGGUAUCAAUGAAUAUAUUUGAAACUUUAAGCAACAUACAAUGAUGUGAUGUGAUGUAUCAUAAACAAUUUUGAAAAAUUAAGCAAUAUAACAUGAUAUGAUGUGAUGUUGUCAUGAAAAUAUUUAGAAAAUUAAGAAAUAUAAAAUAAUAUGAUGUGAUGUUUUAAUCAAUUUUUGAAAAAUUAAGUAAUAUACAGUGAUAUGGUGUGAUGUUUAAAUGAAUACUUUUGACAUUUAAGCAGUCGAUAAUGAUACGGUUUGAUGUUUCAGUGAAAAUAGUUGAAAUAUAUAAGCAAUAUAAAAUGAUAUGAUGUGAUGUUUCAAAACAAAUAAAUAAAAUUUAAGCAGCAUACAAUGAUAUGGAGUGAUGUUUCAAUGAAUAUUUUUGCAAAUUUAUGUAAUAUACAAUGAAAUGGACAUGGUUUGAUAUAUAAUAUACAAUGAAAUGGACAUGGUUUGAUAUAUCAACGAAUACUUUUGAAAAUUUAAGCAGUAUACAAUGCUAUGUUGUGAUGUUUCAACGAAUAUUUUUGAAAAUUUAAGCAAAACACUAGGAUAUGGUGUGAUGUUUCAAAGAAUAUUUUUGAAAAUUUAAACAAUACAAUGAUAUGAUGUGAUGUUUCAAUGAGUAUUUCUGAAAAUAUAAGCAAUAUACAAAUAUAUGAUGUAAUGUUUCAAUGAAUAGUUUUGAAAAAUUAUGUAAUAUACAAUGAUAUGGUGUGAUGUUUCUAUGAAUAUGUUUUGACAAAGCAUUGUCCAAUGAUAUGAUGCGGUAUGUCAAUGAGUAUGGUUAUACAGGUAAAACACAGUGAUAUGACGUGGUAAGUCGGUGAUUAAACAAAAGAGUAGGCAAUGAUACGAUAUGUUCCAACGAUAUAUAAAGAAAACAUUGAAUCAACGUUAACUUAUAAAGUGUUUACAUACAAUCUAUAUUAAAGAAAAAUUCUUGUAGAAUGUAGGCAGGGGCCUCCAUGGCCGAGUGGUUAAGGUCGCUGACUUCAAAUGGCUUGACCCUCACCGAUAUGUGAUCAAGCCUCACUCGUGCAUUGAAUUUUUCAUGUGAAGAAGCCAUCCAGCUGACUUACGGAAGAUCGGUUGUUCUAUCCAGGUACCCGCUUAAUGAAAUAAUGCACGGAGGGGCACCUGGGGUCUUCCUCCACCAUCAAAACCGGAAAGCCGCCAUAUGACCUAUAAUUGUGUCGGUGCGACGUUAAACCCAACAAAAACAAAGAAGGCUGCCGAAAUUGCCCCUCGAUUAGUGUCCUGUAUACCUUAUAGCAACGAAAUAGAAGAGGAACAUAUCACUGGACCAGAUCACUAUGGCCAGUAUGCAGACUUUCAGAAAAUAAGCGAUAGUUUGUAUAAGGUGAAACAUUGCCCUACUUUCGUCACUCAUUCCAUAUCCCUUGUUAGGCAUUAAUGUUUAGUACGUGUGUACACAAUUGUGUUGAGUCGAACAAGAUAUCUGCGGUAUUGAGAUUGAUUUUUGUUUAGACGGGACUGAUUGACAAUAUUGAUAUUGAUAUUAAAACCAAUAAAUAUUUCCAUGAAUUUGUUCAAAGUUAAUAAUCGUCAUGUUAUUUUGUAAUUCUUGCACAGUUAGAUUGAUUGAAAUUUGAUCAUUUAAUGUUCCAAUGGUGCAUAUAUCGUAUUGAGAGCGAUCAUCACGCGAUGCCGUAAUGCAAUUAUUUGAUUACGGUUUAUCAAUAUUUAAUAUGGAAAGCCACAGUUGUCUUAUGAGCAGAAAUGACAUUACAUUAUGUUGAUACAUAUUUAUUUUAAGUGGAUACAUUUCUAUAUAGAGCGGUUGCUACUUUAUGUUAAGUGGUCCUAUCUGUAUAUAAAGGUGACUGUUCUUUAUAUAAUAGUGUGGUUAUGUCCUUAUUUUUGAAUUGAAUAUGCCUUUAUAUAUGUCAUUAUAUAAAAUGAAUACUAUAUCAAGUCGUUAUAUCAUCAUAUGUAGAAAAUAAUUAUUAGGUUACUGUCUUUCUUAACUUAGGUUUAUCCGCCAAGUUGGAGAAAAAGUUUAUCCCCAGACUUGCUGAGUGGGAUAAACUUUUCGGAGACGAGGCGUUUAUUUUUAAGUUAAAAAAAGUAACCUAAUAUUCUAUUUAUCCUGCAGUCAAUAAAAUAUGUGUACAACAUACAUUAGUAUAAACAAUGUUUUCGAUACAAAAAUAAUUCAAUGACAUAUAUAUUUUUACUAAUUUGUAAAUUCUUACGCCCAUGUAUGAUUCAGUUACACACGAUUCCUUACAA
Messenger RNA from Mercenaria mercenaria, 7787 nucleotides. RefSeq lists its product as uncharacterized. The coding region runs from base 1128 to 2222 and encodes 364 amino acids. The transcript has 3 exons. The record is from RefSeq and is a predicted model, not a curated record. Lineage: Eukaryota; Metazoa; Mollusca; Bivalvia; Venerida; Veneridae.